AUGGUCGCAAAGAUCAACUUGGCCCACAUGCCGCCGGGACUGGCGCUCUACGUGGCCGUGUACACGGACCUGGAAAAUGCGCCCUUUCUGAAGGAGCAAUUACUAGCUGGCAAUGCUGACUUCGAGUACGCCUUUAUCGAUGCAAACAUGGUCGUCUCCACGAAACACGUCCUCGCCGCGGCUUUCCGUGCCAUGAACGACUAUCUCCAUGAUCGGCUGAAGUCACGGAACGUCCAUUCCGAGACCGUCUUCUCGUUGAGUCCUAAUAACAAUAUUGGCGAGGCUUUCCGCAGAUUCGGGGUGAGCGAAACAACAAAGAACUUGCUCGUACUCAAGGUCGCUACGAGCCCUGAAAUUACGCUAGAAAGUGUCAGCCAACAUCUGUCAGCGAAUAUCAAAGGACAAGAAUGUGCCUUUAGUGAUGCCAUAUUUGGGAAAGUGGCAGACGUCGAGCGGAUCAGGAAGGUCUAUAAAUUGAGGGCUGCCACUUCUCCAGGUCGAUCAACUGCCAAUGCGAAUGGAGACUAUGGCUCCAGCUCCAACGGAUCGGAAGACCUCGAGGUCCAGAUCCUGGGACUGAUGGCUCUUCGAGGCGCAACCUGA
Messenger RNA from Cladophialophora yegresii CBS 114405, 603 nucleotides. RefSeq lists its product as uncharacterized. The transcript has 3 exons. The coding region runs from base 1 to 603 and encodes 200 amino acids. The record is from RefSeq and is a predicted model, not a curated record. NCBI's taxonomy places the organism in Eukaryota, Fungi, Ascomycota, Eurotiomycetes, Chaetothyriales, Herpotrichiellaceae. Gene Ontology annotation, cellular component: cytosol; EKC/KEOPS complex; nucleus. Gene Ontology annotation, biological process: tRNA threonylcarbamoyladenosine modification; telomere maintenance via recombination.